CAAGUUUAUAAAAGACGAUGGUUUAUGUUGGCGUUGUUUUGUAUUUAUUCGUUCAGUAACGCAUAUCAGUGGAUUCAUUUGAACAUUAUUGCCAAUGUGUUAUUACGUUUUUAUAACGAGAGUCUUCCAGCUGACACUUUCCAACAAGAGACUGCGAUAGACUGGCUCUCCAUGAUAUAUAUGUUAGCGUACAUUCCCCUAAUCUUCCCAGCAGCUUGGCUCUUAGAUAAAAAGGGAUUAAGGAUUUGCCAUAUUCUAGGAUCCUUACUGAAUGCUGUAGGUGCGUGGAUGAAAUGUGCCAGUGUAGUUCAGGACAGAUUUGCAGUGCUAAUGACUGCUCAAACAAUAUGUGCUAUUGCUCAGAUUUGGGUAUUAGGUAUUCCGGCCAGAUUGGCGGCUGUGUGGUUCGGACCGGAUGAAGUGUCAACGGCUACUUCUAUGGGUGUGUUUGGUAAUCAGGUCGGUGUAGCAGUAGGGUUUUUACUUCCGCCAGUUUUAGUACCGAAUUCAGAGAGUCUGGAGACAAUAGGUCAUAAUAUGUCUAUCAUGAUGUAUGGUACUGCAACAAUUACUACUGUUUUAUUCCUAGUGAUAUUAAUAGUUUUUAAAAACAAGCCACCCAAACCACCCAGUCAUGCUCAGGUGCUGGCAGUGGAAGCGGCAGAAAAUGAAAAUUAUGGUGCCUCUUUAAAACGAUUAUUCCAUAAUCGAAGUUUUAUAAUAUUAAUGAUCUCGUAUGGUGUCAACACAGGUUCCUAUUAUGCUAUCGGUACCUUGUUAAAUGCUGUAGUUUUAAAUUAUUUUCCUAAUGAAGAAUUGAAAGCUGGACAGAUUGGAUUAACUAUCAUAUUAUCAGGAGUAGGAGGAUCUAUAGCAGCUGGUAUCUGGUUAGACAAAACCAGAACAUUCAAAGCGACAUCUUUAGUUAUUUAUAUCAUGUCAAUGUUGGGAAUGAUAGCCUUUACAUUCACCAUGAAUUUAGGCCAUUUAUGGAUAGUGUUUAUCACUGCUGGCUCACUGGGCUUCUUCAUGACAGGCUACUUACCAGUUGGGUUUGAAUUUGCUGCAGAACUAACAUAUCCUGAAUCGGAAGGUACCUCUUCCGGUCUCCUCAAUGCUUCAGCCCAGUUCUUUGGUAUAAUAUUUACGAUUGGAAUGCGAGCCAUCAUGAAUAAAAUAAGUGUAUUAGGAGCUAAUAUUGCCAUCACUGUUGCUCUGUUAAUAGGAUCAGUAAUGACAGCUGUAAUAAAAGCAGAUUAUAGGAGACAGAAAGCUGGUCAAGAGUUUAUAAAGAAGAUAGAUGGUGUAGAUAUAGAUAUACCAGCACCCGAUAAAAUACAAACUGAGCAGACGUCAAAUUUAAAUCCAGAAGCAUCGAAUUAAAGACUUUAUAAUUAUUAUUAAAUCGUGUUCUUUAAACAACAUACCAAAGUAUUUUAUAUAAAAAUAUAAUAUUC
Messenger RNA from Lottia gigantea (owl limpet), 1457 nucleotides. RefSeq lists its product as hypothetical. The record is from RefSeq and is a predicted model, not a curated record. The transcript is spliced from 10 exons. Gene Ontology annotation, molecular function: heme transmembrane transporter activity; heme binding. Gene Ontology annotation, biological process: transmembrane transport; heme export. Bases 25 to 1383 code for a protein of 452 amino acids. Lineage: Eukaryota; Metazoa; Mollusca; Gastropoda; Lottiidae. Gene Ontology annotation, cellular component: membrane.